Molecule: messenger RNA, 1920 nt
Organism: Adineta steineri
Lineage: Eukaryota; Metazoa; Rotifera; Eurotatoria; Adinetida; Adinetidae
Source: the annotation of a GenBank genome assembly
AUGAUCAGUGAUAGUCAAUUAGAAAAUAAUGUUUACCAAUUACAGUUUACUUCUCGUAUCAAUGAUUUAUUUCAUAGACAAAUACUAAUUGGUCAACGGAAUAAUAUGAAUCAAAUAAUUAAUGUACAAAUAUGUUUUUAUGAUGAAGAUGGUGAAAUUAUACGUGAUAUUCUGGGUAAUCCAAAAGAAUAUACAUCCAAUCGUCAUAAUCUUGGACAUGUGUUAGAUAUAUCAUCAGAAGAAGAAUUAGUAUUUUCGUAUGCAAAAUGUCGGUUACAAUUACAACCAAAUUCUAAUUUUUAUCCGGAUAGUCUCUUUUUUCAUUUGCCACAAUCUCCAUCUUCAUCAACAUUUCAAUUCAAUGAAAAUAUUAAUGUGUACAACGCUGUGUUUCAUAUUCGAUGGUUUAAUGCUUCACCAGACACUUAUGAAAGGCCGGUUUUAACCAUCAAUGAUCAAAUUCCAGCACCUACGAUUAUCGUCAAUCAAGGUGAUCUAAUCAAUAUAACAUUAAUUAAUGAAUUAUCUGAACCAACAGCAAUCCAUUGGCAUGGUUUAUUACAACGUAAUAGUUUACAUAUGGAUGGAGUUCCAGGUGUUACUCAAUGUGAAAUAUUACCUGGUCAAUCAUUUAUAUAUACAUUUUCUACCGAGAAUCAAUCAGGUACUUAUUGGUAUCAUUCACAUUAUACAAUGCAAUAUGGUGAUGGUCUUAAAGGUAUUUUGAUUAUCAAAGAUCCAAAUGAUCCAUGGAAAAGUUUUUAUCAAGAUGAAGAAAUUCUACAAAUAACAGAUUGGUAUCAUAUACCCGCUUAUAUUCAUUUAAAAACUUAUUUAUAUCCUGGUACAUUGGAUCCUAUACCCGAUACAGCUUUGAUUAAUGGUAUUGGACAAUUUAAUUGUGAUUUAAAUAGACAAUGUUCGUAUUAUCAUGCAUCGAUUCGAUUAGGACAAACGAAAAGAUUUCGAAUUAUUAAUACAUCCGUUUAUGCUACGAUCACUUUAACUAUUGAUCAACAUCGAAUGCGAUUGAUUGAAGUAGAUGGAAUUUAUUUAAAUGGAAAAAAAUACGUUCAAAGUCUUCGUUUAAAUCCUGGACAAAGAUAUUCUGUAUUAAUUACGUCGACAAAAAAUUCUAAUAGAAAUUAUUGGAUACGUGCAACUAUGCAUCCAUUUAUUGAUUAUAAUAAUCAAUAUCAUUCAGCUAUUCAACCGAAUGCUAGAGCUAUUUUACAAUAUGUCGAUGAAAAUUUAAUUAUGAUCAAUUCAUCAAAUGAUUAUAUGGCAAUAAUCAACCGAUCAAUAACUUUUGGAGAAAUAUUUAGUGAUGAAUCACAACUGAUUCCAAUGAUUUCUAAUGUUCCAAUUGGUGGAAAUGUAAGAAAAUAUUUUUUUGAAUCUCAACAUAAAGGCAGUAAACCUGGAUAUUUUUAUUUAAAUAAUCAUACAUUUGUUCAUCCAACAAAUAGAAGUUUAUUAUCAUUACUUCUCUAUGAUAAUCUUCAAAAAUUAUCGAUGCCAACAGCUAUGCAUGUUGAAAAUGAUGAAAUCAUUGAUUUGAUUAUUAAUAAUAUUGAUUUUGCACCUCAUCCAUUUCAUCUUCAUGGCCAUCAUGUUUGGAUAUUAGCACAAGGAAAAAGAAAUGAUGGUUAUGUAAAUGAAACAACAUUAGAUAAUAUCAAAUAUAAUUUGAAGAAUCCGAUUUAUCGAGAUACAUUUACUAUUAAUCCAUAUUCAUAUGUAAUUGUUCGUUUUAAAGCAGAUAAUCCGGGUAUAUGGAUGUUACAUUGUCAUAAUGAUUGGCAUUUACAACUUGGAAUGGCUACUGUUAUUGUAGAGUCGCCAACAUAUAUCAAAGAAUUUUAUACAAAACAUAAUUUGAUCAAUCAAAUUCCUAUUCAAUGUCAACAUCAUUCAUAA